GCUCUCUCAGACUGCGCGAGAGCUGUGCUGUGUUGUGUUGCGUAUGUAGGUAUAUUUAUAUACAUAUAUAGGUGCAGGUAUAAGCAGUCUACGCAGAGAGCCUCGAUCUCGCGAGUUCUUGGCCACAUAACAAUAGCUCAACGAGUGUCGUUGUCAGUGUAUACAUUGGCACACAUUAGAUCGCGAAUACAAAGUAUCGGGCCGAUACAAAGGAUACACGCGUGGAUGCAAUGGCUCGGAUACUGGCUGCGUUAUCGUCAUUGACGACCUAAUUGUCAGUGCUGGUGGAGAAGUGAAUGGUGCGCGUUAUACAUUAUAACGAGCGGAUAACCGCGAGAGCAGCGCGCGCUCGAGACUAGACACUACACGUCUACGAAGAGCCUUCGUAUAGUUUGUUCAGUGGAUCGUUGAGCCCAGCGCACCACGUAGCGGAGCGUGUGCUCGGCGCUCAAGGAGAAAUAAUCAUAGCACCUCGACAAUCGUUUGGCACAUUUCGUCAGCCUUUGAUGCGGCUGGAGGAAGAAAAGGUAGUCGCAAACGACGACGACGACGACGACGAAGAGGACGAAGAUUUAGCUGUUGAUCUCGUUGUAAAUAGAGGGUAUCAGCCGAUGAGUGACAGCAGACGAGUUGUGCGCGUUGCCGACGUUGUACUGCUGCAGCAAGUAGGAGCUGCUCGUCGUUGUGCGGAAGGAGCCAGCGCGAGCGAUAGCCGCGUUCUAGCGCUCGCAGCGAGGAGGAGGACGAGACAGCAGCACUCGGAGCCUCGUCGGGCCUCGAGACUGUCAGGAUGGCGACCACCACGAGCAGCUGCUGCUCCGAGGGCUCGUCGUGUCACGCGCCGGCCGACUUCACCCUGUCCGCGGAGCUCGACGACGAGGCCCACGAGCGCCCGGCCAAUCUGCUCAAGUGCCCGCUCUGUCGCAAUGGCCGUAAGAACUUUUACUGCAGGCAGUGCGUGCAGAACGGCGAGUUCUUGCACACGAUAUCGCUCUUUUGCGAGAAAUCGAAUUAUUUGUAUCACAGCUCCAGGUUCUGUGAUAAGCAGCAGCGCUUGGCACGAUUAAAAACCGCCCGAAAUCAGCUGGAAGAAAGAUGCACGAGAGCGAUGGAAAAACGUAAACAACGCGACGAACUGAUUUGCGAUAUAAGUGCUUGUAAAGAAAGAUUAAGGCAGCUUCAAAACAUUCAAAAAGAAACAAAACAAAAUAUAAAUCGAGGAAACCAGCGUCUCAGCGUUUUGAAGGAAAAUAACUCGCAAUUAGAUUUAAAAAUGCCUAAGCACGAAGAACAAAUCGAAAAAUUACGGAAACGCGUCACUGAAUUAAAAGUCAAGCAAGAGAGGCAAAAAGAAUCUGUGGAGAAAAAGAGGUUGCAGUUAAAGAAAGCCAUUAGAAUAGCUGCAAAGCAAUUAAUUGAGUACAUAUUUCCCCUUAGUCAAGUUGACCCAAGUGAAUGCUUGAAUAAAAGUGAAGAUGAAGGAUCAUGUACAGACAUGAUUGCUUUUGCUCUAGCUGAUGCAUCUGGAACUUCAUAUGUUAGGGGUAAAUGGAUCAAUGACACAGAAAAUAGCUUGGAACUACAUCAUCGUAUUGUGGCUCCUACUUUGCCUGGAUCUGGAGAUUACAGUGCUUACAGUCUGUGGGUUGCUCAAAACAAAGACAGUGUUCCAGGUGGGAAUAAAGAAAAUGCCAUGCACAAUCCUGCUUACAACAUCACAUCAGCACUAGCAUAUGCUGCACAACUUGUUAAUGUUCUAGCUCACUACUUAAAUGUCAGACUUCCAUAUAAACUUGCUUAUGGAGAAUUUUAUGGCAGUGAAAUGUCUGAUCAAAAAUUUGCUCGCAAAGUAGCUAGAUUAAAUAGCAAUAUAUUACACCUUUGCUUUUCACAAAAUACUGAAACAUCUGUUUUACAUCCAAUGCAUACUUUACAAAACUUGAUUCAUCUACUGAAUACCGACAUAAGUGACCUGGGAAGAAUUGGACCUAUUGAAGUUGACCCAAAUUUAAUGGCACAAUUCAAUAGUCAACUAGCUCAAGAUUUAGAAAACAGUGAUGACUCUGCAUCUGAUGAAGAAGAAGAUGCUUUCAACUGGGAAUGGGAAGCUGUUCCAAAUGUUGCUUGUCCUGAAAUGGUAGUUCCUAUUCCAGGAGGCAUGACUAGCCAACAGUCUGCAAGUAUGCAAGUUAAUCAAAGUGUAGCAGGUGGUUUAGUGACAAGUGCAGCUGCAAGUAUUGCAUCUAUAUGGAGAGGUUGGACUACCAACAAAUAGCAUGAAUUCAAUUUUUUUACUUUGCGUUUUAAGUGCAGU
Messenger RNA from Trichogramma pretiosum, 2314 nucleotides. It is a transcript of the gene Atg14, whose product is annotated as beclin 1-associated autophagy-related key regulator. Gene Ontology annotation, cellular component: extrinsic component of omegasome membrane; mitochondria-associated endoplasmic reticulum membrane contact site; phosphatidylinositol 3-kinase complex, class III. The transcript has 9 exons. The coding region runs from base 791 to 2275 and encodes 494 amino acids. The record is from RefSeq and is a predicted model, not a curated record. Lineage: Eukaryota; Metazoa; Arthropoda; Insecta; Hymenoptera; Trichogrammatidae. Gene Ontology annotation, biological process: mitophagy; autophagosome assembly; cellular response to starvation.